AUCCCGCGCGGAAGGCGGGGCGCGGCGCCCGGCGCUCCGCGCGUUGCCGGGCAACGCGACGCCAUCACCGCGCGCCGGGUCGCGCCGACGUCACCGCGGCGCGCCGGCGGCGGCGGAGGGGGGGAGACAAGAUGGCGGCGCGCGGCGAGGACCGGGAGGGCCCCGAGGCCUCGGAGGGCCCCGAGACCCCUUCGCCGCCCCCGCCGGGCCCCGGCGGCGGCGUCAACGUGUUCGCCAACGACGGCAGCUUCCUGGAGCUCUUCAAGCGCAAGAUGGAGGCGGAGGAGCAGCAGCAGCGCGAGCGCGAGGCGGCGGCGGCGGCGGCCGGCGAUGGCGGCGGCACCACCGGGAGCGGCGGGCCCGGCGCGCAGCGAGGGGGGGACGGGGCGAAGAGGAGCGGCGGAGCGCUCGGCUUUGUGGGGCGGCGGAGGGGGGGCAACAAACUGGCCCUGAAAACGGGAGUGGUGGCCAAGAAACAGAAGACUGAUGAGGAGGUGGGUCCUGGG
This is a messenger RNA of Neopelma chrysocephalum (saffron-crested tyrant-manakin), 506 nucleotides long. RefSeq names its product telomerase RNA component interacting RNase (gene TRIR). The annotation marks the transcript as partial. Lineage: Eukaryota; Metazoa; Chordata; Aves; Passeriformes; Pipridae. The transcript has 2 exons. Gene Ontology annotation, molecular function: 3'-5' exonuclease activity; 5'-3' exonuclease activity. The record is from RefSeq and is a predicted model, not a curated record.